AUGUGGAAGAUAGAGGUGCUAACUGAAUUUAUUCUCUUGUUUCAGGUCUUUACAGUGGAAGAGAUGAUGCCUCAUGUACAGCAUUUGAGUGGAGCACUUAGUAAAAACCUUUUCCUGAAAGAUAAAAAGAAGAAGAGCCUUUGGCUGGUUACAGUUCUUCAUGAUCGUGAAAUCAAUCUUAAUGAACUUGCCAAAAAGUUGGGUGUUAGCAGUGGGAACCUAAGAUUUGCUGAUGAAGCUAUUAUGUUGGAGAAAUUAAGAGUUGGCCAGGGCUGCGUAACACCAUUUGCACUGUUCUGUGAUGAAAAGAAAGAGGUGAAGUUUGUGCUAGACUCCAGCUUUAUAGAUGGUGGUUAUGAAAAAAUAUAUUUUCAUCCAAUGACAAAUGCUGCAACUAUGGGUUUAACACCUGAUGACUUUUUAAAGUUUAUAAAGAAAACAGGGCAUGAAAUUGUCUCAAUAAAGUUUGAUUAGGCACUGAA
Protopterus annectens (West African lungfish) is the source of this 482-nucleotide messenger RNA. RefSeq names its product prolyl-tRNA synthetase associated domain-containing protein 1-like. The record is from RefSeq and is a predicted model, not a curated record. NCBI's taxonomy places the organism in Eukaryota, Metazoa, Chordata, Ceratodontiformes, Protopteridae. Bases 1 to 474 code for a protein of 157 amino acids. The transcript has a single exon. Gene Ontology annotation, molecular function: aminoacyl-tRNA deacylase activity.